Oncorhynchus keta (chum salmon) is the source of this 2384-nucleotide messenger RNA. Its product is annotated as noelin-2-like. Lineage: Eukaryota; Metazoa; Chordata; Actinopteri; Salmoniformes; Salmonidae. The record is from RefSeq and is a predicted model, not a curated record. The transcript has 6 exons. Gene Ontology annotation, biological process: signal transduction. The coding region runs from base 476 to 1840 and encodes 454 amino acids.
UGCUCCUAGCGUCGUCACCUUGCAAGCACAGAAGUCACCUUCCAACCUCUGCGACUUUAUGCCCCUGUCAUUAGCUACUAUACCAUUGAGUCCCGUGCUCAUUUACAGGUUAAAGGCAUUGCCUUAUUCUAACAAACACAUCGUGUGUGAAAGAUUGUGUAUUUGAUUCAGCGUUCACUGUCAAAAAUCUGCGGUCCACUGAUCGGUGUUGGUCAUAAGGGAGGAGGAGUAGGCGCGAGUCCACACCGCACAUCGUGAUCAUUGUAGCCUACGGAGCUAGAGGUCUACUCUGCGUCCGUGUGUGGAAUUAACCCAGCGCACAGACUGGCUGGUGAUGAGGUUCGUCGUGUACACUCGACAGAGCAUUGACAGAAUCCCUCUCGAGCUGAAGAAACCGCCCCAAUAAGGACACAAGCAAGAGGGGAAGAGCAACCGAAGAGCUGGUCUCGGCUGGAACGCUGUCAUUUCGGCAAGAAUGCAUCUCUUCAGUGCCAUGUUCCUACUAGUGAUGUUAGCUGCCAUGUCCAGUGAGGCUAUCUAUCCUAGCCCAGAGGAGGGCUGGCAGAUCUACAGUUCAGCUCAGGAUGCAGAUGGGAAGUGUAUCUGUACAGUGGUGGCCCCGGCCCAGAACAUGUGUAACCGAGACCCACGCAGUCGGCAGCUCCGCCAGCUCAUGGAGAAGGUCCAGAACAUCACCCAGUCCAUGGAGUUGCUGGACCUGCGGACCAACAGGGACCUUCAGUAUGUGAGGAACACAGAGAGCCUGAUGAAGGCUGUAGAUGUCAAGCUGAAGACUGCCUCAGACAACCCCCGAAGCCUCAACCCCAAGAGCUUACAGGAGUUGAAGGACAAGGUGACCCAGCUGCUCCCCCUACUGCCGGUGUUGGAGCAGUACAAGACUGAUGCCCGUCAGAUCAGCCGGGUGAGGGAGGAGGUGAGGAACCUGUCGCUGGUGCUCAUGGCCAUCCAGGAGGAGAUGGGAGCCUACGACUACGAGGAGCUGAGACACAGGGUCCUGCUGCUGGAGACCAGGCUCCACUCCUGCAUGCAGAAACUGGGCUGUGGGAAGUUGACCGGCGUCAGUAACCCCAUCACCAUCCGUGCGUCAGGGUCAAGAUUCGGCUCCUGGAUGACUGACACCAUGAUCCCUAGUUCAGACAACCGGGUGUGGUCCAUGGAUGGCUACUUUAAAGGUCGUCGUGUCCUGGAGUACCGCACCCUAAACGACUUCAUGAAAGGCCAGAAUUUCGUACAGCACCUGCUGCCCCACCCCUGGGCGGGGACCGGCCACGUGGUCUACAACGGCUCUCUGUACUACAACAAGUACCAGAGCAACAUCAUCAUCAAGUACCACUUCAGGUCCCGCAGUGUUCUGGUGCAGCGCAGUCUCAGUGGGGCCGGCUACAACAACACCUUCCCCUACUCCUGGGGAGGUUCCUCAGACAUCGACCUGAUGGCAGACGAGAACGGCCUGUGGGCCGUCUACACCACCAUCCCCAACGCCGGCAACAUCGUCAUCAGCCGCCUGGAGCCGCAGAGCCUGGAGGUGCUGCAGACGUGGGACACAGGGUUCCCCAAGCGCAGCGCCGGAGAGUCUUUCAUGAUCUGUAGCACGCUGUACGUCACCAACUCCCACCUGGCCGGGGCUAAGAUCUACUUCGCCUACUACACCAACUCCUCUAGCUACGAGUACACAGACAUCCCCUUCCAUAACCAGUACUCCCACAUCUCCAUGAUGGACUAUAACCCCAGGGAGAGGGUGCUGUACACCUGGAACAACGGACACCAGGUGCUCUACAAUGUCACUCUGUUCCAGGUCAUUAAGACCGCUGGGGACUAGAAACACCAGGGGUGGCUGGUGUUAUUUUACAUCGGAGGAUGGGCCUAUUGUAAUGUUUCGGAAUGGAAUGAAUGGAACGAUAUCAAACAAGCAUUCCAUUGAUUCCAUUCCAGUCAUUGCUAUGAGCCGUCCUCCGUUCACAAGCCUCCAGAGACACCCCGAGCUAGCCUGGUCUCGGGUCUGUUGUGCUGUCUUGACAACUCCUAGUGUGACAUUGACCAUAUGUGUUGGAAAGAUAGCACAGAUCUGGGACCAGGCUAACACAGAGGCAGAGUCAGACCGAACACACAACAAAACUAUAAUGCUGUUAUGGAGAGGGGUGGGGGGGGCAGGCAGAUGGAUGGAUGAACGGAAGGAGGCUUGGACUUUUUUAAAGCAUUUCAAUCUUCUUCAUAGACUGCUGUUAUUCAUUCAGAAAAAAUACACUCCGACAGCAAGGUCAGUAAAUAUAUAGACUGGGCGAGACUUUCUGAUUUUCUUUUCUGUGAUGAGUAAGCAUGGUUCUUUUUAUUUGUGAUGAGAAAUAAAUAUCAACCUUUACCAU